Molecule: messenger RNA, 1062 nt
Organism: Topomyia yanbarensis
Lineage: Eukaryota; Metazoa; Arthropoda; Insecta; Diptera; Culicidae
Exons: 2
Coding region: 1-1062 (353 amino acids)
Biological process (GO): DNA integration
Molecular function (GO): nucleic acid binding
Source: RefSeq, a predicted model, not a curated record
AUGGAACGGGUGUUUGUUCCAAAAGCCGUAUGGGAAACUAUUGCGCUCGAUUUCAAUGGUCCCUACGUCAAAUUUGGUGGCAUUUCGAUACUCGUAAUCGUUGAUUACAGAUCCAGGUAUCUCAUAGCAAGACCGGUUAAAUCAACUACUUUCGAGUUUACAAGAAAGAUACUUGAAGAUGUUUUCGAAAGAGAGGGCUACCCGAAAACCAUCAAAUCAGACAAUGGUCCGCCGUUCAACGGGGACGAUUACAAGCGAUACUGCGCUCAGCGAGGAAAAACUACGAUUUUUUCCACCCCGUUAUUUCCGCAGCAGAAUGGGAUGGUGGAAUCCUAUAUGAAAGUCAUUAAUAAGGCUAUGGCUGCCGCUUCCGCCGAUAAAACGAAUUUCUUUGAAGAGCUACGAGAAGCAAUUAACGCGCAUAAUUCAGCAACUCACAGCGUAACAAAGGUACCGCCAGAAGAAGUUAUGUUGGGACGCAAGGUGAAACGAGGACUACCCCUACUGCAUCACGAGAAAGCGUCGUAUGAUGAAAAGCUCUUUGAAAGUUCCGAUCGACAAUCAAAAAUAGCCGGAAAAACACAUGAAGACGCCAGACGAGGAGCCAAAACAUGUAAAGUGAAACCUAACGACACGGUAAUAGUGCAACGACACACCCGCGCUAAAGGAGAAACACGUUUUCUUCCCAAGCGGCACACCGUAUUACAAGAGAAAAACGGUAACCUGGUGCUUGAUGAUGGGGACGGGCAUGUUUUAAAACGGCACGUAUCGCAAACCAAAAAGGGGCACCAAUGGCGUGACCACACCGUACGCGAAACGGAAAAAUUUCCAACCGAUACUAAAGGUAAUAAGCCUGGCGAAGAAACUGAAACUACUGGCAAUCCAACUGAUGCAACUGCAACUACUGGCAAUCCAACUGAUUGUAUAGUUCAUGAAUCCGAAGUGGUUCAAAAGGAUGUCGCUGUACAGAUUCAGAGCGGCCGCUUCCAGCUCAGCAAAAGUGAAAACCACUUGACGGUUAAAUUCGUAGUGUGUCCGCUGAUAGCGCUCGGGGACAGAUAA